Molecule: messenger RNA, 1735 nt
Organism: Porites evermanni
Lineage: Eukaryota; Metazoa; Cnidaria; Anthozoa; Scleractinia; Poritidae
Source: the annotation of a GenBank genome assembly
AUGUGGAGCCCAUGGGGUUCUUGGAGCCAAUGUAGUAAAACAUGUGAGCACGGUACAAGGAAAAGAACACGUCUGUGCAAUCAUCCAGAACCAGCCUUUAAUGGAACAUUCUGCGCUGGUAUUGGACAUGAGACGCAAAACUGUAGCGGUCUUCCCGCUUGUCCAAGUACGUGCUGUCUUCCACAAUGCCUCUAAAACUUCCAUAUAUUUUUUUGUCGAGAUUAUAUUUGAAAUUUAACCCAUUUAACUAUAAUUUUCUUUUAGUUUCUAGUCUUUUAAAUUGUCUUUGAAUGUCACUUUAUGCAAAACUAUCCAGGUUCCAGAAUCCAGUAAAAAGUUUUUUUCCUGGAAUACGGAAUCUUACGGCUUGGAAUUCAGAGCUCAGCCUAGGAAAUUCAGAAACCCGUGAAAAUUAUAAUCCAGAACCCAUAUUCCACUAACAAGGAACCCAAAUUUCAGUACUUGGAAACUGGAAUUCACAGCGUGGAUCCUAGUAUUGAAUUCAAGACUUUCUUUGAUUACCUUGCAUGAGAAAUUAAUUUCCGGAAGAAAAGGCAGAAAUACUCACUUUUUGUUCCUUUGUUCCUUUGUUCCUUUGAUUUUUCCUUUCGUAGUAAACGGAAUGUGGGGCUCAUGGUCCUCUUGGAGCGCUUGCAGCAAGACGUGCGGUCAGGGUACGAGGGAGAGGAAACGGUUGUGUGAUAACCCGAAGCCAGAUUUUAGCGGCAACAAGUGCUUAGGUUCUGACAUUCAGAAGGAAAAUUGUAGCGCCCUUUUGAGUUGCCCAACACCAAGUGAGUGUUAAUAAACAUUCUAAAUAUCUAUGGUUUUCGACCAAUGGUGGAUGCUUUAGCAACUGUCGUCAACCGCGAAGAGUAAUUGAGUUUUCAGCAAUUCAGUAACCGUGUUUUUAUAAUUGAUGUUAUUAUUAUUUUUUUUAUUAAGUUGACGGAAUGUGGAGCCCAUGGGGUUCUUGGAGCCAAUGUAGUAAAACAUGUGAGCACGGUACAAGGAAAAGAACACGUCUGUGCAAUCAUCCAGAACCAGCUUUUAAUGGAACAUUCUGCGCUGGUAUUGGACAUGAGACGCAAAACUGUAGCGGUCUUCCCGCUUGUCCAAGUACGUGCUGUCUUCCACAAUGCCUCUAAAACUUCCAUAUAUUUUUUUGUCGAGAUUAUAUUUGAAAUUUAACCCAUUUAACUAUAAUUUUCUUUUAGUUUCUAGUCUUUUAAAUUGUCUUUGAAUGUCACCUCAUGCAAAGGUAUCCAUGCAGAUUCCAGAAUCCAGUAAAAAGUUUUUUCCUGGAAUACGGAAUCUUACGGCUUGGAAUUCAGAGCUCAGCCUAGGGAAUUCAGAAACCCGUGAAAAUUAUAAUCCAGAACCCAUAUUCCACUAACAAGGAACCCAAAUUUCAGUACUUGGAAACUGGAAUUCACAGCGUGGAUCCUAGAAUUGAAUUCAAGACUUUCUUUGAUUACCUUGCAUGAGAAAUUAAUUUCCGGAAGAAAAGGCAGAAAUACUCACUUUUUGUUCCUUUGUUCCUUUGAUUUUUCCUUUCGUAGUAAACGGAAUGUGGGGCUCAUGGUCCUCUUGGAGCGCUUGCAGCAAGACUUGCGGUCAGGGUACGAGGGAGAGGAAACGGUUGUGUGAUAACCCGAAGCCAGAUUUCAGCGGCAACAAGUGCUUAGGUUCUGACAUUCAGAAGGAAAAUUGUAGCGCCCUUUUGAGUUGUCCA